This is a messenger RNA of Seriola dumerili (greater amberjack), 1178 nucleotides long. RefSeq names its product RNA polymerase II subunit C (gene polr2c). The transcript is spliced from 9 exons. NCBI's taxonomy places the organism in Eukaryota, Metazoa, Chordata, Actinopteri, Carangiformes, Carangidae. The record is from RefSeq and is a predicted model, not a curated record. Gene Ontology annotation, molecular function: DNA-directed RNA polymerase activity; protein dimerization activity. Gene Ontology annotation, biological process: DNA-templated transcription. Gene Ontology annotation, cellular component: RNA polymerase II, core complex. The coding region runs from base 77 to 904 and encodes 275 amino acids.
UUCAACCAGGAGCAGCGGUAGUGUUGUGUGUGUGUCGAGUUAACAACGUUAGUUUUAGGCGUCUUUAGCUUCAAUUAUGCCGUAUGCUAACCAGCCGACGGUGAAAAUCACAGAACUGACAGACGAAAAUGUCAAGUUCGUCAUUGAAAACACUGAUUUGGCGGUUGCAAAUUCUAUACGCCGUGUCUUCAUGUCAGAAGUUCCCACUAUAGCGAUUGAUUGGAUCCAGAUCGAUGCCAAUUCCUCAGUACUGCAUGAUGAGUUCAUUGCGCACAGAGUCGGUCUCAUACCUCUCACGAGUGAUGACAUUGUGGACAAAAUGCAGUAUUCUAGGGACUGUACCUGUGAUGAUUUCUGUCCAGAGUGUUCUGUUGAGUUGACCCUUGAUGUUCGAUGUACUGAAGAUCAGACGCGUCAUGUCACCUCACGUGACCUUUUAUCCAACAACCCCAGAGUCAUCCCGGUGACUUCCAGGAGUCGAGACAAUGAUCCCAAUGACUACGUUGAACAAGAUGACAUUUUGCUGGUGAAGCUUCGUAAAGGUCAGGAGCUGCGACUCAGGGCGUACGCAAAGAAAGGCUUUGGUAAGGAGCACGCCAAGUGGAACCCAACAGCAGGGGUGUCCUUCGAGUAUGAUCCAGACAACGCACUGAGGCACACAGUCUACCCACGACCUGAGGAGUGGCCGAAGAGUGAAUACUCAGAGAUCGAGGAGGAUGAGGUUCAGGCUCCCUACGACCCCAAUGGAAAACCAGAAAGGUUCUUUUACAACGUGGAGUCAUGUGGCUCCCUGCGACCGGAGACCAUUGUCAUGUCAGCGCUGGCCGUCCUCAAGAAGAAGCUGAGUGACCUGCAGACCCAGCUGAGCCAUGAGAUCCAGAGCGACGUGCUCACCAUCAACUGAGGACAUCUCACUUACAGACCAGGACUCGCCCUCACUCAGCUUUGUAAUGAUCAGAGGGGCUGACUUUAGGAUCACUGUUGAGGUCACAUGGCACACGUCCCAGUAUCGUUUAUGGAGUUGAUGGAUUUUUCCAGCAGCAGCAAUUGUGACAUAAAGCGGUUGUGCUAAGGAGGCCAAUGCAGGUUCAAGUGUGUGAGAGGGAGUUUGUCUCAGAAAUUUAUUUUGUUGCUGUCAGUGUAAAUGUUGCCUUUUAAAUAAAUCUGUUUUUGAAGAA